This is a messenger RNA of Jatropha curcas, 3532 nucleotides long. RefSeq names its product lon protease 1 (gene LON1). The record is from RefSeq and is a predicted model, not a curated record. Gene Ontology annotation, molecular function: serine-type endopeptidase activity; ATP binding; single-stranded DNA binding. Gene Ontology annotation, cellular component: mitochondrial matrix. Gene Ontology annotation, biological process: protein catabolic process; protein quality control for misfolded or incompletely synthesized proteins; chaperone-mediated protein complex assembly. Lineage: Eukaryota; Viridiplantae; Streptophyta; Magnoliopsida; Malpighiales; Euphorbiaceae.
UUAAAUCAGCUCGAGCUCGAAAGGGUUUAUGAAGGGCUUAACCCUACAAGUACAAAACAAAUCCCUUCUCCAACAUUCUCCUUCAAUGGCGCUUCUACACUAAUCUUACCAAAACACUUCAGUUCCCAAAUUCUCCCUUCAAUUUCCCAAAUUACCAACAUACAAUGUUGAAGCUCCUUUCUUCCUCUUCCGCGCGCCAAAUCCACACUCACGUGGCCUCCCCCUGUCUCCGAGUCACCACCGAGUCAUCGGCGAGUCCGUUGGUCAAAGCCCUGAGUUCCAUCACCGGAUUGACUCGGAGGAAAUCCAGAAACUCUAGCUUUUAUCAAAGGGCUUUUUUUUGCUCGGAUUCUUCUAAUGAUGGCAGUGGCGAGGUGGUGGAGGUGGAGCUUAAGAGUGGAGAGUCUGAGGCCGAAAGUUUUGACGCCAGCAACGCAAUUGUGCCAACGAGCCCUAGGCCUGAGGAUUACCUAACGGUGUUGGCAUUACCCUUGCCUCAUAGACCUCUGUUUCCAGGUUUCUACAUGCCGAUUUUUGUCAAGGAUCCUAAAGUGUUGGCAGCUUUACAAGAAAGCCGAAAAAGGCAAGCCCCAUAUGCUGGUGCCUUUCUUGUUAAAGAUGAGCCAGGAACUGAUCCCAGUGUGGCAACUGGUUCUGAAUCAGAGAAAAACAUUUAUGAUCUUAAGGGAAAGGAUUUGUUUAAUCGUCUUCAUGAAGUUGGGACACUUGCCCAGAUUACAAGCAUCCAAGGAGACCAGGUCAUCCUUAUUGGUCAUAGACGUCUUCGAAUAACAGAGAUGGUUAGUGAGCAUCCUCUUACUGUCAAAGUUGAUCAUCUCAAGGAAAAACCAUAUAAUAAGGAUGACGACGUCAUAAAGGCAACGUCAUUUGAGGUUAUUUCAACCCUGAGAGAAGUUCUAAAGAUUAGUUCUCUUUGGAGAGAUCAUGUUCAAACAUAUACUCAGCAUAUAGGUGACUUCAAUUUUCCAAGGUUGGCUGAUUUUGGAGCUGCAAUAUCUGGUGCAAACAAAUUGCAGUGCCAGGAAGUGCUUGAGGAGUUGGAUGUGUAUAAACGUUUGAAACUUACGCUGGAGUUGGUAAAGAAAGAAGUGGAAAUCAGUAAGAUUCAGGAAUCAAUUGCAAAAGCAAUUGAAGAAAAAAUAAGUGGUGAGCAGCGUCGUUAUUUGUUGAAUGAACAGCUUAAGGCCAUAAAGAAGGAACUGGGAUUGGAAACAGAUGACAAAACUGCACUCUCUGCAAAGUUUAGAGAAAGGCUCGACCCAAACAAGGAGAAAAUUCCAGCUCAUGUUUUGCAAGUAAUUGAAGAAGAGCUUACAAAACUGCAGCUAUUAGAGGCCAGUUCCAGUGAAUUUAAUGUUACUCGUAAUUAUCUGGAUUGGUUGACUGCAUUGCCCUGGGGUAAUUACAGUGAUGAGAAUUUUGAUGUCCUUCGGGCACAAAAAAUUCUUGAUGAAGACCAUUAUGGGUUAACCGAUGUGAAGGAAAGGAUACUGGAGUUCAUAGCUGUUGGAAAACUCAGAGGAAUAUCACAAGGAAAAAUCAUCUGUCUCUCUGGCCCACCUGGAGUGGGCAAAACUAGCAUUGGUCGUUCAAUUGCACGUGCUUUGAAUCGGAAGUUCUUUCGAUUCUCUGUAGGAGGGUUAUCUGAUGUUGCUGAAAUCAAGGGGCACCGUCGAACCUAUAUUGGUGCAAUGCCAGGAAAGAUGGUGCAAUGUCUUAAAAGUGUAGGGACUGCUAAUCCUCUUGUUCUAAUCGAUGAGAUUGACAAGUUGGGAAGAGGACAUGCAGGUGAUCCAGCCAGUGCUCUGCUGGAGCUUCUUGAUCCAGAGCAAAAUGCUAAUUUUCUGGACCACUACCUUGAUGUUCCAAUUGACCUUUCAAAGGUUCUGUUUGUGUGCACAGCAAAUGUUGUGGACAUGAUACCUAACCCUCUCUUGGACAGAAUGGAGGUAAUUGCUAUUGCUGGUUAUAUUACUGAUGAGAAAAUGCGCAUUGCCAGAGAUUAUCUGGAGAAGUCUACACGUGAAGCAUGCGGCAUCAAGCCUGAACAGGUUGAAGUGACUGAUGCUGCUCUUCUUGCCCUGAUAGAGAAUUAUUGCAGAGAAGCUGGGGUUAGGAAUCUUCAAAAGCAAAUAGAAAAGAUCUAUCGCAAGAUUGCACUCAAACUUGUACGUCAAGGAGAAUUAAGUGAAUCUGCUGUUUCUGGAGAACUAGAAGAAGCAAAAGCAGAAUGUGGUCAAAUCUCGUCUAAAUCAAUAGAAAGUUGCAGUGAUGGAAAAAACAAGGAAACUUCAGUUGAAGUUGAUACUCUGGUGAUAGAUCAGCCAUCUGACCAAAUGCAGGGUUCUGAAGAUCAACUUGCCAACCCAAAGGAAGCAACUGAAACUGAGAAAAUUGAGGAAAGUGAAGUAACCAAGGCAGUUGAGAAGGUGUUGGUUGACACAGCUAACCUACCUGAUUUUGUUGGCAAACCUGUUUUCCAUGCCGAGCGCAUCUAUGGACGGACUCCAGUUGGAGUUGUGAUGGGUCUUGCAUGGACUGCAAUGGGUGGUUCCACCUUGUAUAUAGAAACCACUCAGAUUGAGGAAGGAGAGGGAAAAGGGUCUCUUCAUGUUACUGGUCAACUUGGAGAUGUUAUGAAAGAAAGUGCCCAAAUUGCCCACACAGUUGCACGAUCAAUAUUGAAUGAAAAAGAACCAGACAACUCCUUCUUUGCUAAUUCCAAGCUUCAUCUCCAUGUUCCUGCAGGGGCCACCCCAAAGGAUGGGCCCAGUGCUGGUUGCACCAUGAUCACUUCCUUGCUGUCCCUUGCCAUGAAGAAGCCUGUCAGGAAAGAUCUAGCAAUGACUGGGGAAGUUACAUUAACAGGGAAAAUUCUUCCCAUUGGUGGGGUUAAGGAGAAAACAAUCGCUGCAAGGAGGAGCGAAGUGAAAACCAUCAUAUUCCCAUCAGCUAACAGAAGGGACUUUGAUGAGCUUGCAUUUAAUGUAAAAGAAGGCCUUGAUGUCCACUUUGUUGAUGAUUAUAGCCAGAUAUUUGAACUGGCUUUUGGAUAUGACCAGAAUGGUGAAAAAUAAACCCUCUUAGGCAGUCAAUUCUUGAAACAGUUUUAUUUUUUACUUGGAAUUAAACCUGCUUCUCUACCAUGAGGAUAAUAUUUUUCAUGCAGAUGGUCUCAGAAGAAGGAAGUAGAGCUGUGAUUUUUUCAUGAUAUGGGUGGAAAAUUAUUUGCCAUUGUUUGUUACAUGUUUUUGUCGAUGUAAAACUGAAACCACCCAUUUGUGAUAACUGUAAUUUAUUUUUUGAUUUUUCUUUAGGUAAUAAUGUUUUGAUAGAUACAAAGAGUACUUCGUCUUGCUGGCAGGCUCAGGUUGUAUUUCAAAAACUGAUGAUGUAGCAUUGAGGCACAAACUUCAGGAGUUGCAAGCAAUUUUGCAACACUAUAAAAGUAAUUCUUUCAGGCCUAGUGGAUCUGAUGUGGGGAGUAAUAUUCUGUGCUGAAUUGAGUUCA